UGCUGUCGGAUCCAUCUUGCUCGAAAAAGAAGCGAGGGUGAAGGCUUUUUUUCUCCUCUCUUUUCAAGUUGAGCGUCUAAAACACUGUAUCGUCCCCCCGUUAACCGCGCCGGGGAGCCCGAGGAGGGGCUGUGCCUCUGCUUGUAGGAUGUCCCGACACGAGGGUGUGAGCUGCGAUGCGUGUUUGAAAGGGAACUUCAGAGGAAGACGGUUCAAGUGUUUAAUUUGCUACGACUACGACCUGUGCGCGUCGUGCUACGAGAGCGGAGCCACCACGACGAGGCACACCACAGAGCACCCCAUGCAGUGUAUAUUAACCCGGGUCGACUACGACUUGUAUUAUGGAGGAGACACUUUUUCAGUAGAGCAACCCCAGUCAUUCACAUGUCCUUACUGUGGCAAGAUGGGCUACACGGAGACGUCCCUCCAGGAGCACAUCACCUCGGAACACGCAGAGACUUCCACAGAAGUGAUCUGUCCGAUAUGUGCCGCCUUGCCAGGAGGGGAUCCCAACCAUGUCACAGAUGACUUUACAGCUCACCUCACACUUGAACACAGAGCGCCAAGAGAUUUAGACGAGUCCAGCAGUGUCCGGCAUGUACGCAGGAUGUUCCACCCUGGACGAGGACUGGGCGGCCCCAGAGCGCGACGGACAAAUAUGCACUUUACUAGCGGCUCCACGGGGGGACUCUCCUCCUCCUCAUCACAGAGCUCCACCUACACCCCCAGUAACAGAGAGGCCAUGGACCCAAUUGCAGAGUUGUUGUCUCAGCUGUCAGGCGUGCGGCGUGCGGCAGGCGGGCAAAUCAACUCCUCGGGGCCCUCGGCCUCGCAGCUCCAGCAGCUCCAGAUGCAGCUGCAGCUGGAGCGGCAGCAGGCGCAGACGGCGCGGCAGCAGGUGGAGACGGGCCGCCACGCGACACGCCGCGGCAACAACCAGGGCAGCUCUGGCAACGCCAUCCCUCCGCCCAACACGGCAACCGCCAACUCUGCCGGCGCGGGUGAAAACAAUCCCUCGUCCUCAUCCCACAGCUCCCAGUUCUUAUUAGCACGGUUGAACGACCCCAAGAUGUCCGAAGCGGAGCGGCAGUUUCUCGAAGGGGAGCGCGCCGACCGCAGCCUGUUUGUCCAGGAGCUGCUUUUGUCCACGCUGAUGCACGAGGAGAGCUCCUCGUCGGACGAGGAGGAGCGGCGAGACUUCGGCGACUUCGGGGCCAUGGGCUGCGUGGAUAUCAUGCCUUUAGACGUGGCGCUGGAGAACCUCCAGCUCAGGGAGCGCAGCUUUAUGGGGAAGGAGCCUCCUCCACCGCCUCUUUGAUGUCCGAGCAUCAGGCAGACUGUGUCCUCUCUGCUGCAGCUGUCAGUGAUGGGCAGACAACAGCAGUACCCCCCGCCCCUCCCCCCUCCUCCCUCCUCCCUCUGUUUUCUGAGUUUGUUUCUGGUGAUUGUAAUUUCAGGCCCGUCACCAUUUUUGUUACAUUGUAAACAAAAAAUAAAUGAGAGCAAGUGGGAUAAAUGUGCGAGUGCGCAAAAGCAACUGAGUGAGCGAGAGAAGAGAAAUCUAUAAAUAUAUAUAUAUAUAAAAAAUAUAUAUGAAGUUGAUAAUCAAUCCACAUAACAUUUCUUUUCCUUAUCAGGUGCGUGUUACAGGCGGCCGUUGCUUCCUGUGACAUGCAAACGGCUCUCCCUAUAAAUACUCCACGUUCAAAAGUCACGAGGGCGUAGGCUCCUCCGAUGAAGCUGCUGUGUGUGUUUAUGACUAUUAAUGAAUAAAAAGUGCUUGGAUGGGUUACCAUAACUACUGCAUGCAGUUAUUUGCAGCGUGCAUGACUUAAUGACCCUGUCAUUAAAACUUUGAAAGAAAUAUUUAUCCCGACGCUUUCAACUGUUUUUAAAUGGCUAUUUCAAAACGUGGUUUUUAGUAAUUUACGAAAACUUGACGUGUAGAAAUUGUCCCCCGAAGCAACACGUUUGGUCCGGUUUUGGUUCUAAUGGAGAGAAAUGGAUUGUAUUCGGCUCUUUCUCAUUCGGUCUGAAUAUGUCUGCAGAGGAGCUCGCCGAGAUGUUUAUGUUUAGUAAAAAGCUGAUUAGGCACAGUAUACUUUAUCAUUUUUAGGUAAAAGUAUGUCCACGGCUGCUGACGGUCGUACCGCGUGCUUCGGAUGCUUGGAGACUUUCCUUUGCUGGGAGACAUUUGUUCCUUUUCACGAGAUUUAUAUUUAUUUGUUUUUUUCUCCAUUAUUUUCAGCCUUCAUCCGAGUCACGCCGAUACGUUCACCCGCUGUCAAAUACAAUGAGAUGUGUAUAUUGAAUUUGUGCGUUUAACUUUCAUAAUGGAGCCAAGACAUGGGCAGACGUUUUUUCUUCUUUUUUUAAAAUGUAAAUUUAGAACACAAUAAAUAUAAACUGCGCUCAGCUUUCGAUGAAACCAA
This is a messenger RNA of Pseudoliparis swirei, 2432 nucleotides long. It is a transcript of the gene kcmf1, whose product is annotated as potassium channel modulatory factor 1. Gene Ontology annotation, biological process: synaptic signaling. Gene Ontology annotation, molecular function: zinc ion binding. The record is from RefSeq and is a predicted model, not a curated record. The transcript is spliced from 7 exons. Gene Ontology annotation, cellular component: plasma membrane. Bases 149 to 1318 code for a protein of 389 amino acids. NCBI's taxonomy places the organism in Eukaryota, Metazoa, Chordata, Actinopteri, Perciformes, Liparidae.